AUGUCCACUAUAACAGCCCAGCCUUUACCCUAUGGCUUGGAAAGAGAAAAACACAUUGAGAUGCUAUUCAGAGCUUUCCACCGCCGAUGGAGGUCCUCUACUGACCCUCAGGAACUCACUUCUGCUCCAGCACCAGCACAAGGUCCCCUAUAUGGAGAUCUAUCGUCCACAUUUCACGCUGCAGAGACAUUACCGGCAGGUCUGGCUGCUCUGAGGACAGUCAACCAAAUGCACAUAACAUCUAUACCUGAGCUUCGGGGUCCCCAGUGCAUUUCCCGUAGGACGUACAGAGUUGCCACAGAAACCAGGCAGCUGUUUCUGGCUGUAGAAGAAAGCUCAUGUAUUUGUAUGCAGUGCUGUGGUCCGGCUCGCGCCUGCUCUUUGCAAGGCUUUGACCAGGACCGGCAGAAGAUUUUCCAAUUUGAAAGACCACUUAGAACAGACAUGUGCUGCCUGGGCUGCUGCCUGAUGGAGAUGAGGGCUUACACGGCCCAGAGGGAGCUCAUUGGGACUGUCCACCAGAGGUGGAGUAUGUUCACACCCUACUUUGAAGUGUGUGACUCUGCAGACUCUCCCUUCCUGAGGAUACAAGGCUCCUGCUGUCCGAUCCGUUGCCUCUCCGACCAAGAGUUUCAGGUUGUCUCCAUGAUCGGUGAGCGCAUUGGAACAGUAUGGAAAAAAUGGCCAGGUUACAAUGAAGCCUUCAACAUGGACCAUGAACAUUUUGGGUUGGAUGUUUCUCAGAACAUGAACGUGAAUACUAAAGUGCUGCUUCUAGCAGGAACAUUUCUCCUGAAUCAUAUGUUUUUUGAAAUGAGCUGA
Molecule: messenger RNA, 822 nt
Organism: Clarias gariepinus (North African catfish)
Lineage: Eukaryota; Metazoa; Chordata; Actinopteri; Siluriformes; Clariidae
Product: phospholipid scramblase 3
Exons: 7
Coding region: 1-822 (273 amino acids)
Biological process (GO): plasma membrane phospholipid scrambling
Cellular component (GO): plasma membrane
Molecular function (GO): phospholipid scramblase activity
Source: RefSeq, a predicted model, not a curated record